This is a messenger RNA of Olea europaea var. sylvestris, 399 nucleotides long. RefSeq names its product calcium-binding allergen Ole e 8-like. Gene Ontology annotation, molecular function: calcium ion binding; enzyme regulator activity. The record is from RefSeq and is a predicted model, not a curated record. The transcript is spliced from 4 exons. NCBI's taxonomy places the organism in Eukaryota, Viridiplantae, Streptophyta, Magnoliopsida, Lamiales, Oleaceae. The coding region runs from base 1 to 399 and encodes 132 amino acids.
AUGGCAAAGGAUAAUAAUAAAUUUACCAAAUUUCUUUCAAGUAGUGCGUUUGAAUGUGACCACAAGUCAAAGAAAGUUAAGGGAAGCGGACCUAACCUUGGUGUUCAACAUAACCGAAACCUCCUAGAUUUUGCCUCCUUCAAGGCCGACACAGACCCCUAUCCCUCCUAUGACGAAGAGAAGGAGCUUAAGGAGGCAUUCGAGCUCUACAACCAAGAUCAUAAUGGAAUGAUCUCAUCCGUUGAGUUUCACAAGAUCCUCAUGAGCCUCGAUGAGUGGUGCACCGAACAAGACAGCGUUGGGAUGAUUAAAUCUGUUGAUUUUGAUAGAGAUCGUUACGUUAGCUUUGAGAAAUUCAAGAAAAUGAAGACGAACAGUAGCGGCAACAACAACCAGUAG